AUGCGCUUCGCCUCGGCCCUCGCCGCCGUCGCGGCACUUAGCUGCUCCCCCUUCGCCGCCGCGCAGGAUCAGCAGCAGCAGCCGCAGCCGAAGCGCGACUACGCAGCCAUCAUCAAGGCCACCUUCAAGGACAACGAGCCCUGCAAGCCGAACCAGCCCGACUGUCGCAGCCCCGCCCAAGCCGCGCCCUUCCUCGAGAAGUCGUUCCGCGACUACGGCCUCACCUGCCCCGCCGAGCAGGCCGCCGUCCUCGCCGUCAUCGCCCUCGAGUCGGGCGAGUUCCACUACAAGCGGAACAUGUUCCCGCCGCCCGGCAAGCCCGGCCAGGGCACCGUCAACAUGCAGUCGCCGCUUUACAACCUGCGCUACGCGAAGAGCAUCCCCGCGCUGGCCGCCCAGGUCGCCAACGUCACCGAGGAGAUGAUCAGCGGACUGCCCGCCGUCGAGCUCAACCGCAUCCUGGCGCUCGUGCAGGUCGACGACUACAACUUUGGCAGCGGCUCGUGGUUCAUGGCUACGCAGUGCCCAAAGAGUGUCCGCAACGUGCUGCGCAAGAACCCGGAGCAGGGUUGGUACGAGUACAACUCCAAGUGCGUGGGGGUCCCUGGCGAUGUUUCGACAAGGCUAGAGUACUGGACUCGGGCCAAGGCCGCGUUCCAGCUCAAGUAG
Messenger RNA from Purpureocillium lilacinum, 669 nucleotides. RefSeq lists its product as uncharacterized. The record is from RefSeq and is a predicted model, not a curated record. NCBI's taxonomy places the organism in Eukaryota, Fungi, Ascomycota, Sordariomycetes, Hypocreales, Ophiocordycipitaceae.